UGGUGCCUGGACCAGCUGAAGACGCUGCAGACCAGGCACUCGGUCAGCGAGAUGGCUUCCAACAAGUUCAAAAGGAUGCUGAGCCGGGAGCUGACGCACCUCUCGGAGACCAGCCGCUCAGGGAACCAGGUCUCCGAGUACAUCUCCAGCACCUUCCUGGGGACCUGGGCACGAAUCCUGCGGCACCGUGUGCCCAUGGGGAAGGAGCUGGAGGACACCAACAAGUGGGGGCUCAACGUGUUUAAAGUCGCUGAGUACUCGGGGAACCACCCGCUGACGGUCAUCAUGUACAGCAUCUUCCAGGAACGUGACCUGAUGAAGACCUUCCGCAUCCCCGUCAACACCUUCGUCACCUACAUGCUGACGCUGGAGGACCACUACCACACUGACGUGGCCUACCACAACAACCUCCACGCCGCCGACGUGGCUCAGUCCACCCACGUCCUCCUCUCCACGCCCGCGCUGGAGGCCGUCUUCACAGCCCUGGAGAUCAUGGCUGCCAUCUUUGCCAGCGCCAUCCACGAUGUUGACCACCCCGGCGUCUCCAACCAGUUUCUCAUCAACACCAACUCGGAGCUGGCGCUGAUGUACAACGACGCCUCGGUGUUGGAGAACCAUCACCUGGCCGUGGGCUUCAAGCUUCUCCAGGAGGAGAACUGUGACAUCUUCCAAAACCUGAGCAAGAAGCAGAGGCAGUCACUCCGCAAAAUGGUCAUUGACAUGGUGCUGGCCACGGACAUGUCCAAGCACAUGAAUCUGCUGGCGGAUUUGAAAACGAUGGUGGAGACCAAGAAGGUGACGAGCCUGGGAGUGUUGCUGCUGGACAACUACUCCGACCGGAUCCAGGUCCUGCAGAACAUGGUGCACUGCGCCGACCUCAGCAACCCCACGAAGCCGCUGGAGCUCUACCGUCAAUGGACCGACCGCAUCAUGGUGGAGUUCUUCCACCAAGGCGACCGGGAGCGGGAGAAGGGGAUGGAGAUCAGCCCCAUGUGUGACAAGCACACUGCCUCCGUGGAGAAGUCCCAGGUGGGCUUCAUUGACUUCAUCGCCCACCCGCUGUGGGAGACAUGGGCCGACCUGGUGCACCCUGAUGCCCAGGAGAUCCUGGACACGCUGGAGGACAACCGGGAAUGGUACCAGAGCAUGAUCCCUCGGAGC
This is a messenger RNA of Eurypyga helias (sunbittern), 1161 nucleotides long. RefSeq names its product cAMP-specific 3',5'-cyclic phosphodiesterase 4D-like. Gene Ontology annotation, molecular function: 3',5'-cyclic-AMP phosphodiesterase activity. The transcript is spliced from 10 exons. The annotation marks the transcript as partial. The record is from RefSeq and is a predicted model, not a curated record. NCBI's taxonomy places the organism in Eukaryota, Metazoa, Chordata, Aves, Eurypygiformes, Eurypygidae. Gene Ontology annotation, biological process: signal transduction. Gene Ontology annotation, cellular component: nucleus; cytosol; perinuclear region of cytoplasm.